This is a messenger RNA of Trametes versicolor FP-101664 SS1, 921 nucleotides long. RefSeq lists its product as uncharacterized. The transcript is spliced from 4 exons. The record is from RefSeq and is a predicted model, not a curated record. The coding region runs from base 334 to 771 and encodes 145 amino acids. NCBI's taxonomy places the organism in Eukaryota, Fungi, Basidiomycota, Agaricomycetes, Polyporales, Polyporaceae.
GAGCAGAUCUCGUUUUCGACAGCGCCGCGUCCUCCGAUAAUCGAUCGUCCUCCGAGUCUCCGGCGCGUGCCACUCGCGCUCGCGCUCGUGUCUCCCGCGACCCCGGACAUCGCGCCAUCUCACCCUAUUGCAGCCUCGCCCCGUCGCGGGCGGAUGCCGCGGUAGGCCGCCACGAGGGGGACCCGUGCGGCCGUGCAUUGUGUCGUUCGUCGCACGAUGAUCUGAUCUUGGGCGGGGCGAUGUGCUCAGAUCCUGCCAGUGGCGGAAGCGCACCUCGACCCCCGCCGGAUCGUGGCUUUGGGCUCCGCGGCGUGCGCGUGCGCACGCUGGUGGAUGCUUGGUAAUUAUUUGGAGGUAUAUUGUACAGCAACGCUGGCGAACAGGGUCGGGGGGUUUAUCUGCCUCAUCUGUCGUCGCCUACAUGGACGAAGUUGGCUGGGCGUAAGUCCCCGCCCGCUCAGGCUACCUCUGGUGGUGGGUAGAUAUGAAGUUUACGGCAAUAUGAAUGCAGUGGGAGGCGGAAGGCUGGCUGACAGUGUUUCCCCACGUCCAGAAAGUCGCGCGUCCAGAAAAUCCCACAUCCGAAAAAUCGCGUAUCCAAAAAAGUCCCACAUCCAAAAAAUCGCGCAGCUGAGCGAACUUACUCAAUCGGUUGCCUUUCGGGACGACUGUAGCGAAGUACGAGGCAAGUGGGCGCUCCGAUCAGGCCUGGGGGGAUAUAAGCUGGGCUCCUCGACGACCAAGGAGCUCCUCCAGUCCACCAUUUCAUAACUCCAAAGCUCAUCUACCACUCACCUCACCUCUCAACUCUUCAUCAUGUUCUCCACCACCAACCCCCCGAAGAACGCCGCCGCUUGCGGCCUCGACUCCUGCAGCUGCGGCGAGGCUUGCGGCUGCAAGGCCAGCGAGUGCAAGUGCUGA